Penicillium canariense is the source of this 1233-nucleotide messenger RNA. RefSeq lists its product as uncharacterized. The record is from RefSeq and is a predicted model, not a curated record. Gene Ontology annotation, biological process: biosynthetic process. NCBI's taxonomy places the organism in Eukaryota, Fungi, Ascomycota, Eurotiomycetes, Eurotiales, Aspergillaceae. The transcript has 3 exons. Bases 1 to 1233 code for a protein of 410 amino acids. Gene Ontology annotation, molecular function: catalytic activity; pyridoxal phosphate binding.
AUGGUGAAACUGGAAGCUUUUGCGGUUGAGCAGUGGAUGGACAAGUAUGAGACGACUGCCAAGUACAACACCGCCGAAACCUGCUGCGCAUCCAUUUCGAUUGACGAUCUCCGCGAGCUUUCCGAGGACAAGGACGUCAACCCGUUGAACGCGCUUCAAUCUACUAAGCUCACCUAUGGAUCCAUUCGAGGAUCUGACAAGCUGCGAGAGACGUUGAGCAAUCUAUACUCCGUUAAGAUCCCAGGGUUGGUACCCAAGGACAAUGUCCUGAUCACGGCGGGCGCAAUUCAGGCCAACUUCUUGCUGCUAUACACCUUGGUUGGGCCGGGGGAUCAUGUCAUCUGCCACUAUCCCACAUACCAGCAGCUAUACUCGGUUCCUGCAUCCCUGGGAGCGGAGGUUAGCUUGUGGAAGUCGAAAGAGGCCAAUGAUUGGCAACUGGAUAUGGAAGAGCUGAAGGGUCUAAUCCGCCCAAACACCAAGUUAAUCAUCAUCAACAACCCACAAAAUCCCACGGGGGCCAUCAUCCCUCGCGAUACACUCCAAAGUCUGGUGGACAUUGCCCGCCAGUCUUCGAUUACCCUCUUUGCCGACGAAGUUUACCGCCCUCUUUUCCACAACAUCAGCCCCAUGGACUCACAAUUCCCACCAUCUCUUCUUUCUUUUGGCUAUGAAAACAGUGUAGUGACGGGCUCAGUCUCCAAAGCAUACAGCCUAGCUGGCCUGCGAGUGGGUUGGAUUGCGUCUCGCAGUCAUUCGCUCAUCGAAGCCUGCGCCAGCUCUCGCGACUAUACCACUAUCUCGGUUGGUCAGAUCGACGAUGCAGUCGCUAGCUUUGCGCUUGCCCCAGAAUGUAUCCAUAACCUCUUGAGGCGGAAUAUCGAGUUGGCCCGGACCAAUCUCGCGGUUCUGGAAAAAUUCAUCGAUUCCCAUCGCUGGGCAUGCGAGUGGGCCAAGCCCCGUGCAGGCACCACUGCUUUCGUUCGCUUCAGCAAGAUGGGCAAGCCGGUGAACGAUAUCGCCUUUUGCGAGAUGCUUCAAGAGCGGAAAGGCGUGAUGUUUGUGCCCGGAAGCCUUUGCUUCGGGGGCGGAGAUGACUUCCAGGGCUACGUCCGAAUUGGAUAUGUCUGUGAGAUGGAGGUGUUGGAGAAGGGUCUAGAGGCUUUGCGAGAAUUUAUGGAAGAUGAUUACGAGGAAGUCCCUGCAUUGAAGAAGGCGAAGUCACUCCAAUAG